AUGUGUGGAUAAUUGUUUUUCUCUACUCUGUUCCAGUUGGGGGCGUGUGAUCAAAACAACUGAAUCAAUGCACACACAAACACGGAUACCGAGAGGUGAAAGUACUCCUCCCAUGAUGACGUUCUGUUGAUUGUGGAUUUUACAACUUGAGGGCGUGUGUGGCUUGCACAGGAAUGCCAUUAGGGCGGCACUCCCAUGGACUAUAUAUACGGAGAACAACUCAGACAUGUCUGCAGCAGAGUCUCCGCCUCCUGUGUACACGGUUUAUUUUGAGGACUAUCUCAGGCCAAAGAAACACCAGCAGCAGGCACAUCUGCAACAUUUUAGGAGGCCAGUGGGGAAAAUCUCAGCCGUAACCAGAAGCCUAAAGCGUCUCAAGAUCCUCCGCUGGCACUCGAGAAUCAUUCAACGCUUUCAGCAGCUGCCUUUGCCCAGUUUUCUGGGCUUCCUGCGUGCCCGAAAGGAUGAUGGCCUGUGCAAGCGCAAAACUGGCUUUGAGAUCUACUGCGAAAUGGCCAGCAUCCACGGCUUUCAUGUGUUUGUCGGAGCCGAAACUUGGCAGCGAAUUUUCUGGUGGCUUUUGAUUUGUACUGCGGUGAUUCUGUCAAACGUUAUCCUGCUCACGGCACCCAAAAAGGGGCCCACCAUUCGUUAUAUAGACAGUAUGAUGAAGCCAAGCUCAGAGAUUCCCUUUCCGGCGGUCACAAUAUGCUCUCUGAAUGCAAUUUCCAAGGAAAAGCUACAGAAAAGAGCCAAGGAAUUGAAAGUGUCGGAGGAAACGCUGAGAAAUGGUGCCAUGGAGGAGUUGUCUCAAACUAGUCUCACCUGGUUGCGCCUUCUGGAGGAUCUGGCUCCCCCAAUCUGUGAGCAGAUCCAAAGUUGCAAUUGGGAGAAUGGCCUAGACAGCUGUUUGGGUGACCUGAAGCCUCUGUGGACCUCUGAUAAUCGGCUCUGCUGCAGUUUUAAUCAUCAACAACUUCGCUACACUUCACAGUUGGGAGUUAGUCUAGUGUUAAAUCCUCGAAAAGAUGACUACGCUGCCUCGAGAAUUGCAUCCGAUGGCUUUGAAGUGCUUAUCCAUGAAUCCCAAACGGUAACAGAUGCUGCCACCGUGAGGAUUCUGAUACCAAGUGGGUCAGACACUCACCUAAUGGUGCGUCCAUUUUCCACGCGCUUCACAUCGAAUCUGGCAGCGCUUCCCAUCGAGCAACGUCGCUGUUUUCUACCCGAUGAGCGUCGCCUGUGGUUCUACUCCACCUACAGCCUAGGCAACUGCCUUUCGGAGUGUCGCAGCAGAAAAAUCCUUCGUUCCUGCGGUUGUGUACCGCCCCAUGACCCCGGGGAGAGCUAUUGGCCCAUUUGCGACUUCAAGCAAGUGCCGUGUGUGCGGGCGUAUGGCAAGUGA
Molecule: messenger RNA, 1405 nt
Organism: Drosophila subobscura
Lineage: Eukaryota; Metazoa; Arthropoda; Insecta; Diptera; Drosophilidae
Product: pickpocket protein 11
Exons: 2
Coding region: 227-1405 (392 amino acids)
Biological process (GO): sodium ion transmembrane transport
Cellular component (GO): membrane
Molecular function (GO): ligand-gated sodium channel activity
Source: RefSeq, a predicted model, not a curated record